GCAAACGAAACUUCGCACCAUGGGAUUACAAUUUUCCAGUUUAGGGACUGACAGUGGGUCCCUAAUUAAUGCUAUAAUAGAGAACCAAAUAGAAGUUGUCCGACAGCACAUAAGCAAGGGAAUCGAUGUAAAUAAGUGUGAUGACAAAGGCAACUAUCCACUUUAUACGGCAUUCCGAUUAAAUGAUAUACCAAUAAUGGAACUCCUUUUACAAAGCGGAGCUCAUGCGACUUGGUGCGAUGCAGAUGGUACAUCUUUAUUGCAACUUGCUUUGUUGUCAGGUAGAGGGCGUGUCGUGAAACUUCUUUUAAGAAACAGAGCCGAUAUAAAUGCUCAACCAGGCAGUGUUACAUUUGAAUCAUGCAACAAUCUAACCGACUUUCUACUAAAGAGGGCACCCGACUUCAACAUUGCUAACACGAAUUUCCCCACUGUACUUCAGUUCGCGAUGUUGUUUAACACAGAUAUGGCUGUAAAGCUUUGCUUUCGUAAAGGCUUCCCUUUUGAUCCCAACGCUCGUAAUCCUGACGGUGACAAUGUGCUUAAGAAAGCGGUUGAUUCUAACAGUCUGAAAAUUGUUUGGAAACUUAUUCGCUUGGGUGCUGAUAUUAAUGCAACAAAUUCGGAGGGCUCUAUACUGUAUCAAGCUGUCAGAAAAGGAAAUUUAGAUAUGGUUCGUCUUCUUUUAGACCGCGGAGCUUCCCCAAACUUUAUAGCUUAUGGGAAAAUUCCAUUGAUAUCAGCCAUUUCUUUUGGCCAAGUACGCAUUGUACAACUUUUAUUGGAAAGAGGCGCAAAUGCCAAUGUUGAAGAUCUCAAGGGAAACACUCCACUUGAUUGGAUUUUUUAUAGAAUUCGAAAGUUUGGCGAGAAGCGUAGACGUGGAGCUGUACGUAGAAAUAUAAAUGAUCCUGCCCAUGUCGAGAUUAAAGAAAAAUAUACUAAAAUAAUAAACCUUCUUUUUAAAUAUCGUGCAAAUGUUCAUCUACAAGACGUAGCUGGAAAAACAGUGCUGCAUAGAAUUUGUAAAAAUGGAGAUCUGCAAAGUGUUCGACUUCUCUUCGAAAAGACAGUUGACAUUGACAGUUAUUGCAAUAAAAAUUGCGACUUUUGGCAUCGUCAAGACAAGGAAGUGUGUAAUAUUAUUCGGUUGCAACUUCCCAACAAAAAUGUUAUAGAAGAAAAAAAUGCGUUACACUACAAUAUAGAAAUGACAAAUUUAUUCCGACACCUUCGUGAGUUUUUCUCAGCUGUAGAAAAUGAUAUUAAUGUUAAUAUCAGAGACAAAAUGAGCAAAACUGCGCUACACUAUGCUGCUGAAAUUGGUUCUACUCAAAUCGUCAGAUGUUUGUUGACAUUUCGAGCUGAAGUGAGUUCUGUUGAUGACAGUGGCUGUUCUCCUCUUCGGAAUGCCGUAAAAUAUUAUAAUAAAAAUCCUGUACCUAUAUUUUUAGGGGCAGCGAAGCGAAUCGCAGAAAUGAUAGCGAUUCAGGAAGCAAAUGGACAAGAUGUUUAUAAGCCAGAUUUGGAGUUACUUAAUAGUGAUACGCUGCGAGAUUAUUUUGCAGAGUGUAAAGAAGAGAUUGGAAAAAUGAAGGAAAAGAAAAAAGGAUGUGAAGGGAGCUUGGUUUGUUUGUACGAUUUUUUGUCCCAGGAUAUAAGGACAUUAGGAAAAUUGGCGAAGAAUACAUUCAUGAUGUUAAGCCUGAAAUCGGAGAAGUACAAAAAGGAGUUUCCACUUUAUGGUAACCUGUUAGAGACGAGAAUAUUUUUAGCAGAAGUAAGGAAACUUUUACUACAAGUCAGUGAAUUGAGUUUCCAGCAAAUAAUAAUCCAGAAUAGGUUGCCGAAACUGCCCGUCUUUUGUAUUCAAGAAAUUUUAAACUACGCUAAGAAUAUUGACCUGUUAAAUUUUGCAGCGGCUGUAACUCCAAGCCGUGCAACUUUCGUGUGUACCUCUCACAAAUUGGAACCAACCACCAUUUCCAAAAUUUAAUUUCCAGGAGUACGAGAAUGACAAAAUACCACCGGCGAGAAAGUUUUAAUGCUUUUUAAGCCGUUUAAAUAAUAAUUAUUUGAUGUGAAUAAAACUUCGAAAUCAUUCCUUGUCAUUAAUGACAUCGUUUUUAACGUGAUAUUUUUCCCUCUGAUG
Molecule: messenger RNA, 2152 nt
Organism: Belonocnema kinseyi
Lineage: Eukaryota; Metazoa; Arthropoda; Insecta; Hymenoptera; Cynipidae
Product: ankyrin-1-like
Exons: 2
Coding region: 20-1996 (658 amino acids)
Cellular component (GO): cytoplasm
Molecular function (GO): protein binding
Source: RefSeq, a predicted model, not a curated record